UCUGGGGCUCAUUAUUUUCAAAGUCUUUUAGAUAGAAAAGAUAUUAUAGCAGGAUAUAUCUAUUUAUUUGUUCGUUACCUAGAAGAUUUAGCUCUAUAAUUUUUAAUGUUUUAAAAAGUGCAUUAUUUUCGUACUAUCGGUGAUUGAUCGAUGUCGAUGAAGAAACACAUUCAAUCGAAGACGUUUUAAUAAAUAUAGUCAAUAAUGGAGCAAUACAACAUCUUAGGCAGAAUUGGUGAAGGCGCUCAUGGCAUUGUAUUAAAAGCAAAACACAUCGAGAGUGGUGAAGUUGUUGCACUAAAGAAAGUACCUUUGCGUAACCCCGAGGAAGGCAUUCCGAAUACUGCUUUAAGAGAAAUCAAAGCAUUACAGCAGAUCGAAAAUAACCCUUAUGUUGUAAGAUUGAGGGAAGUUUUUCCACAUGGUGCAGUGAUUGUGUUUGUGUUUGAAUUCAUGUUAUCUGAUCUGUCUGAAGUUAUAAGAAAAGUGGAAAAGCCCUUAACUGAAGCCCAAAUUAAGUCUUACAUGUUGAUGCUGCUUAAAGGCAUUGCUUUCUGUCAUGAAAAUAAUAUUAUGCAUAGAGAUCUCAAACCUGCCAAUUUACUAAUCAGUUCGACUGGGCACUUAAAAAUUGCUGACUUUGGAUUGGCCAGAGUCUUCCAGAACAAAGGGGAACGUCUAUAUAGUCAUCAGGUCGCUACAAGGUGGUAUAGAGCCCCAGAGCUACUUUAUGGUGCUAGAAAAUAUGAUGAGGGUGUCGACUUAUGGGCAAUCGGAUGCAUAUUUGGUGAGCUGUUGAACAAUUCACCUAUUUUUCCAGGAGAGACUGAUAUUGAGCAGCUGUGUUUGGUGAUUAGAGUGCUGGGUACUCCCAAUGAGAAGACAUGGCCUGGGAUGUCAAAACUGGAUCUUCCUGACUUCCACAAAAUUUCAUUUCCUGACAAUGCUCCCAUUCCAUUAGAAGAAAUUGUCCCAGAUGCAUCUAAAGAUGCACUUGAUCUGCUCAAGCAGUUUUUAGUUUAUCCAAGUAAACAAAGAAUUUCAGCCAAUAAGGCCUUGCUGCAUCCCUAUUUCUUCACGGAACCCCUACCAGCUCACCAUUCUGAACUGCCCAUACCCCAAAGGUCAAGUCGAAGAAGUGGGUUGCAAUUAAAGCAUCAGACCCAUGACUAUGACAUUGAUAAACACAUUAUGGAUUCAUUGAUCGACCCAGAUCAGCUGGCACCUCAUGUUAUUAAAAUUAAAUAAAGUACUAAUUUAUCUUCA
This is a messenger RNA of Physella acuta, 1266 nucleotides long. Its product is annotated as cyclin-dependent kinase 20. The record is from RefSeq and is a predicted model, not a curated record. Gene Ontology annotation, cellular component: nucleus. Gene Ontology annotation, biological process: protein phosphorylation. Gene Ontology annotation, molecular function: protein serine/threonine kinase activity; ATP binding. Lineage: Eukaryota; Metazoa; Mollusca; Gastropoda; Physidae.